AUGAGGAGACAACUCCGCCGAUGGACCAAGUCGUUCUUGUGCGCAUUACCUGCCUUCGCAUUCAUCUUAAUGACGAUAUUCUACAAUGGAUUCUUUAUUGCAACCAUUAAUUUCGGCGGAAGCUCGAACGAAGACAGCAUGAGAAACAGCAACAAAGGUUUCCGAAAGCUUCUAGAGGACGGGCACUUGCCUCCGGGGAGAGAUCGCUACAACUCAAGCUCGUUGGCUCAUCGUUUGCCUCAGUGCAUCAUUAUCGGAGCAAGAAAGUGUGGCACUCGAGCUCUUAUUGAAUUUCUCAAACUUCAUCCUCAGAUUAUUUCUCCCAAUGACGAGAUGCAUUUUUUCAGCAAUGACACAAAUUACAAGCUUGGCUUCGAGUGGUACCGCAAGAAAAUGCCGCUAUCCUACCCCGAUCAAAUCACCAUAGAAAAGACUCCGAAAUAUUUCAUCUCUGUCAUUAGUCCUAGCAGAAUCCAUCGAAUGAACAGUUCCAUUAAACUGAUCGCAAUCCUGCGACACCCAACCACCCGAGUCAUCUCUGAUUAUACACAGAUCUGCGCCAACAAGCAAUCCAAGAACGAGACAGCUGAACCAUUUGAGCUUCGAGCACUGGACAAACAAACCGGGCACAUCAACCCUGUCUACAAAGCCACACAAAUCAGCAUGUACCACCUUCACAUCUCUCGCUGGCUGCAGCUGUUCCCUCUAAACCAGCUGCAUAUCGUCGAUGGUGACAACCUCAUACUAAACCCUCUAGAAGAAAUCCGAAAGAUCGAACAGUUUCUCAAUCUACCUCACCUCGUGAACCCAGACAGCUUCUACUACAACAGCACCCGAGGCUUCUACUGUAUGAGAAAGACUAAGACCGGGCCUGAGCAAUGCCUGGGAGCCAAUAAGGGUAGAAAGCACGUGAACCUCAGUAAAAAGGUCAUUACUAAACUGAACAAAUUUUUCAAGCCACACAACGAACAGUUGUACAAACUUAUCGGCCGACGGUUCCCAUGGAGAUGA
Candidula unifasciata is the source of this 1011-nucleotide messenger RNA. The record is from the annotation of a GenBank genome assembly. NCBI's taxonomy places the organism in Eukaryota, Metazoa, Mollusca, Gastropoda, Stylommatophora, Geomitridae.